This is a messenger RNA of Perognathus longimembris pacificus (Pacific pocket mouse), 1635 nucleotides long. RefSeq names its product UDP-glucuronosyltransferase 2B17-like. Bases 1 to 1635 code for a protein of 544 amino acids. The transcript has 5 exons. Gene Ontology annotation, molecular function: UDP-glycosyltransferase activity. NCBI's taxonomy places the organism in Eukaryota, Metazoa, Chordata, Mammalia, Rodentia, Heteromyidae. The record is from RefSeq and is a predicted model, not a curated record.
AUGCCUGGGAAAAGAAUUUGGGUUCUCCUGCUACUGCAGCUGAAUUGUUACUUUAGCUCUGGAAGCUGUGGGAAAGUACUGGUGUGGCCGAUGGAAUACAGCCCCUGGAUAAAUAUGAAGGUAAUCCUGGAUGAACUCAUCUUGAGGGGUCAUGAAAUAACAGUUGUGAGACCAUCAUCUGCUAUUUUUGUUGGUAGCAAUGAAUCAUACAGCAUCAAAUUUGAAACUUUCCCUUCAUCCUUCAAUACUGAUGAAUACAUGGGUGUUUUCUCACAAUUGACAAAUUUGUGGGCAUAUGAAUUGUCAAGAACAACAUGUUUGGCAUAUUUGCCGUUACUGGAGAACCUAUUUAUGAAAUUUUCUGAUAUUUGGCUCAAUAUUUGUAAAGAAGCAGCUUUGAAUAAGGAACUGAUGGCAAGGCUACGAAAAGCAAGGUUCGACAUCGUGAUUGCAGAUGCCAUUGGUCUUUUUGGGGAGCUUCUGUCUGAGCUCUUGGAGAUUCCUUUGCUGUACACUCUCCGCUUCCAUCCUGGCUACACAACAGAAAAGUAUAGUGGAGGCCUUCUGGUCCCUCCUUCUUAUGUGCCUGUCAUGUCAGGAUUAAGUGGUCAGAUGACGUUCAUGGAGAGGGUGGAAAACUUCAUAUGCAUGCUGUAUUUUGACUUUUGGUUUGAGACAUUUAAAUCAAAGAAGUGGAGUAACUUUUACAGUGAAGUUUUAGGACACCUCACUACCUUAUUGGAGAAAAUGAGUAGAGCAGACAUCUGGCUUAUUCGAUCCUACUGGGACUUGGAAUUCCCUCACCCUACUUUACCAAGUUUUGACUUUGUUGGAGGACUCCACUGCAAACCUGCAAAACCCUUGCCUACGGAAAUGGAAGAUUUUGUGCAAAGCUCUGGGGACAAUGGUGUGGUGGUGUUUUCUUUAGGGUCAAUGAUUGAUAACCUAACAGAUGACACUGCCAAUGUAAUUGCAUCAGCACUGGCACAAAUUCCACAAAAGGUGAGAUGUAGUUCCUCAGUAGUGGUCUCCACUGUAUGGGACAUAAACUCUUAUGUUCCUUUCACUGCCUCAUAUUAUACCUUAUCACUAAGAAGUUUAAUGAACAAUUUUAUUGAAAUUCACCUAAUCGUAGGUCAUUCAAAAACAAAAGCCUUCAUCACUCACGGUGGAGCUAAUGGCAUCUACGAGGCCAUCCAUCACGGGGUUCCCAUGGUGGGCAUUCCUUUGUUUGGGGAACAACGUGAUAACAUUGCUCACAUGGUGGCCAAAGGAGCAGCUGCGCAACUGGAUAUAAGAACACUGUCAAGUAAAGACUUGCUCAGAGCACUGGAAACCGUCAUUAACAACCCUCUCUGUAAAAAGAACGCUAUAUGGCUAUCAACCAUUCACCAUGAUCAGCCUAUGAAGCCUCUGGACCGAGCUAUCUUCUGGAUCGAAUUUGUCAUGCGCAACAAAGGAGCCAAGCACCUGAGGCCACUUGCGCACAAUCUCACCUGGUAUCAGUACCACUCUCUGGAUAUCAUUGGCUUCCCCCUGGCCUGUGUGGCCACCGUUCUUUUCCUUGUCACAAAAUGUUGGUUGCUUGUUUACCAAAUGGUUGUUAAGAUGGGAAAGAAGAAAAAGAGGGAGUAG